AUGAGCUACGGGUUCACAUUUGAGAGGCUGGGCACUGGACCUCAACCUUCGCCUCUGAUUGGCUCCGCCUUCAACUAUUGGCUCAAAAAGCCUUCCUCGUCGGAGAUCUUUGCGGAGUACUCGCAGCCCGGCAAGCCUGGAGAGGAUUUCGAUGACACUGGGCCAACUAUCAGAGCAUUCCUGCCCGUCGCUCUUCAAUCCGAGAGGGAGGCUCUGCGAUCUUUUAGGGGUAUGGCCCGUGUUGUCGAUACUCGUGUUGUAUGCGUGCGGCCCACGUUUAAUGCACGCUUCUGCUCCGAAGACUCUACAUCUUCAAAUACCUUAUAUAUCUGCGGAAACGUCACCGCAGACUUGUCCAACUUGCCGCAACACAGUUGGCAUGGGUGGUGGGACGGUGGCAAAGGGAAGUACGUUGCCAAGUUUCAUUGUCCCAUCCCCAACAGUCUAAAGGAUUUCCCUGGGCAGCAGGCGUGGGCGCUGUGUCGUGUUUCAGGCAACGCAACUUUGGUUUCGCCAUUGACAAAUGACACCUCUCACGAGUACUGGACUGCCCGCAGUCUCAGCACUUGGAUGAUCACCGGUACUAUAUCAGUACAAGGUAUUCGUGGACUUUGGAACACAGAUUCUACAUGGGAGUAUCUCAACUCGAGCGGAUCAGGUCCUUGGUUGCGGCAGUGGACCCGGGGUAGAUCAGAUGAUGGGGAAGUCGAGGUGGACUAUCUUUUCGCCGUUACAUUAUGUUUUGACUACUCCAAGGCUGCUCAGAUCCAAAAUCUCAACAUCACCGCAACGACCGCUUCCAAUUCUACGGAGCCAGUCUUUCGCUACGAUGCCGACUCCAAGCAGUACGAUACUUCUGCAGUGCGCAACCAGCUUGGUGCUUCUAGGCACAACCCGCAGAAGAACAAUACUAAGCGGGAAAUGCUCACCAUCUCGGAGCAAGAUAUGCAAGCAUCCAUGGACGAGGUUCGAGGGAAGCCGUUUGCAUUACCCUAUACAGAAACCCUUGGAGACUGGUUGGAAAGGUUUCUGUACCUACCUGAUGAUGUGGCCUUAGCACUUUGUCCGCUUUGCAAUCCGGAUCCGGAUCUCAUCACGUUUCAAACAGUAGAUAGCCUUCUCACACAGGUCUUCAGCGAUGUCCUAAACACAACCGACUCUCCAGCUCUCGCUUUGCAGGCUUUGAGGACGCUGCUUUACCGGAGUGCGUACUAUGACCAGUUAUCCGCCUUUAGCCCCGCGGCUGAUGAAGCGACUAUAACCCGAUUCAACCUCGUUCGGGUACCGCAAGAACGGUGGGGACUAAUAACCGUGAUCAUCAUCAUUGGCGCCAACCUGCUUCUCUUCGUCCUCAUCACCUGUCUCUUCUUCUCUACGACCAGUUCCAGCUUCGUCGAAAACGCAUGGCACACUGUGGCGCAAAUUUCGCAGAGCGAUGUGGUUAGGCCACUGCUGGAGAAGGCGACGCUGGCGGUGGACGAGGACAUUGAUGACUGGGCUUUUCAGCCAGAAAACGACGCCGGAUUCGGAAAGGUUGUCGGUUCAGAAUGGGGUCUUUACUACGGUUAG
This is a messenger RNA of Ilyonectria robusta, 1569 nucleotides long. RefSeq lists its product as uncharacterized. NCBI's taxonomy places the organism in Eukaryota, Fungi, Ascomycota, Sordariomycetes, Hypocreales, Nectriaceae. The transcript has 3 exons. Bases 1 to 1569 code for a protein of 522 amino acids. The record is from RefSeq and is a predicted model, not a curated record.